Messenger RNA from Colossoma macropomum (tambaqui), 4614 nucleotides. RefSeq names its product ataxin 1-like (gene atxn1l). Gene Ontology annotation, biological process: anatomical structure development; regulation of DNA-templated transcription. Gene Ontology annotation, molecular function: protein binding; RNA binding. Gene Ontology annotation, cellular component: nucleus. The record is from RefSeq and is a predicted model, not a curated record. The transcript is spliced from 3 exons. Bases 244 to 2679 code for a protein of 811 amino acids. Lineage: Eukaryota; Metazoa; Chordata; Actinopteri; Characiformes; Serrasalmidae.
UCGGCCGCUGGCCUCUGAAAUGGGCACAAAUCAGCAGCCCUGAUUUCACCAUUGAUUUAUUAUAUGGAGUCGCCGAAAGCCUGAAGCGUGAAGACGGGCCACACGAUGACAUGCGGGGGUAAAGUGAUGGAAGAGGUCAGCGGGCAGUUCUCAGAGCUGAUUCCAGUGGUGCUGCCUGUGUGGCUGUCAGGCCUUGCCACAUCCACUGCUCACUAACAUCGCCUAUACCGAGUCUGGACCGCCAUGAAGCCAGCCCACGAGCGCAACCAGGAGUGCCUCCCUCCAAAGAAGCGGGACCUUCCAGUCAACAAUGCCGCCACCGCCACACCCAACAACAACAACAACAGUAGCAGCAGCAGCAGUAGUGCAGGAGGCAGUGGGGUUGGAGGAGGAGGAGGAGGAGGAGGUGGUGGCGGUGGAGGAGAGGAAACCCCGUCCUCGCAAAGCUCUGGAUCUAGUGGAGAACCCCAGGGUGGUGGAGGGAGUGGUGAGUGGGUGCGGACUCACCCUAGUCUGCCCUAUGGCGCUGAGGGGCCAGACAGCCUAGCCGGGCUACCGGUGGAUCAGUACAGCAUGCUCUACAAAGUAGCUCUCCCUUCUGUCAGCUACUCUCCAACCAGCCUACACCCUGUGCACAUUUCUCCUGCCUACACGGUUCCACCCCCACUCCUGCAGCACCCCGGCAUCCCCUACUCUCCUCUCGGGUACACACAGAUCCCUCACUCCUCCUUACAGUUUGUUAGUUCCCAUUACGCUGCCGCUGUUCCUUACGCGGUGCCACCGGGGUUUGUUCCCAGCCCCUUGAUAUCACCACAGUCUGCACUUCCCCAGCCACACCCAGUCUCCCACCUUGUCCCUUAUCCGUCAGUCAUUCAAGAAGGCAUGGUCUCAUCACCCCCCCAGCAGCAGGUGUCGACCCAUGCAUACGCUAAAGUGGCAGCGCCCGGAGGCGUCCCAAUGGUGCUGUCCUCCGAGCAGGCUGCAGCUCAGCAGCAGCUCAGCGCAGUAGGGAUGUUGCCGGCGGCGGAGCUCAGUCCGAGGGGAGUGCCCGUCUUCUUUCACCCUUCUGGCAGUGCCAGGUCUGUCCAACCUCAGAGGGAGGAGCAAGAGAGGGAGGUGAAUGGAGGGGAGAGGGAACAUGGAGGCAGGGAGCCGCACCAAGACACGGUUUACGCUGUCAGGAACGCACGGCCGCAUCAAGCAGCGCCCGGAGCAGCUGCACUGGAGCCCCAGCAGGACAGGAGCCUGAAGAUCUUCAGGCAUGAGGGAAGAGCUUCGCCUGGUCAGCGCAGCACACCAGACACGGACCUAGAGGUGCAGCAGGUAGUUGGGCGGUUAGCCUCACCGGUCCAUGGGAGUCGUAGGGAGACCAUGCAUGGCCUGUCCCAGAAUUCACAGAGGAACAGAGAAGUUCAGGGGGAGGGCACGACUGUGUAUGCCCCACACCCUGCUGUCCAGCAAGACCCUAGAGCCCCACCUCAUCAGCAACAGACAGUACAGCCUGGCCAUGCUGUGAUCUUGGCAAACGGGCAGCCGGUUCUUGUGCCCCUGGAUUAUCAUCACCAUCAGCAGCAACAGCUGCAGCAGCAGCAGCCGCAGCCGCAGCACUACCCAGGGCAGCCUAAUGAUGCCGCAGCCACUGCGGCCUCUCCUCUGUCGCACCACAAAGCCUCAGAUGCUGCAGCCACGGUGGGCCUGCCGGAGCGGCAGGUGGUGGAACUGCCUACCCAGCAGCCUGCAGUCAGUGCAGUGACCCAGACUCUCCCACCACCACCACCCGUUGCGCCCACCGGCCCCUCACACUUCAUGAAGGGGGCUAUCAUUCAGCUGGCUACGGGGGAGCUGAAACGUGUGGAGGACCUGCAGACUCAGGACUUUGUUCGUAGCGCUGAGAUGAGCGGAGGACUGAAGAUCGACUCGAGCAUGGUGGUGGACAUCCGAGCCAGCCAGCAGCGACCAGGCCUUGUGUCGCUGCACUUCACGGUUGGAGAGCAGCAGAGCAAAGUGACCAUUGACGUGCCCCCGGAACACCCUUUCUUCGUCUUCGGCCAGGGCUGGUCGUCCUGCAGCCCUGAACGGACAGCCCAGCUCUACGGCCUCACCUGCCACCAUCUGCAAGUGGGUGACGUUUGCGUGUCCAUCACUCUGCAGCAGCAGCCUGCACCCCAGCAGAAGCCACCGCCGCCGUCGCAGCAGCAGCAGCCAAUACAUGCUAGGACUUCCACCAAAGCCAACUCCACAUCAGGGGCCUCCUCCUCGCAGCCCAUGGGGCCUCCGGCUCCUCAGCAUAUCCGGCCUCAGAGCCAGUUCAAGAUGGAGCGCAUCCAGAGGGAAAAGGACAGAGAGAGGGCGGACAAGGAGGAGCCCAUGACAGUUGGGGCUUUGGGACACAGCAACAUUCACCCCAGGCCGAACAGGACUUCGGUGGAGCACACGCGAAGCCAGAGCAGUUACUAUUUGCACACCGAGGGGCAGCACGCCCGGGCUGGGGUGGCACUGGCCGCCUCUUCGGCGGGGGCAUCCCAGAGGCGCUGGUCUGCCCCCGGCUUCCAAAGAUACGCCAUCAAGAGCGAGGAGGGGGGCCGAGCCCCGGCCGCCGCCCCAGGCUCCGCUCGUCCCUCUUUCAUCCCUCAGGAGGUCAAACUGUCCAUCGAGGGGCGCUCCAAUGCCGGGAAGUAGCAACAGCCGUGGCAAGAGACACAAUAGCGAGAGGUUUUUGGCGGGAGGAAAGUGUCAAAUAAUGGGAAGAUGAGAAAGAAGGAACAGGAGAGAGAAUGUAGCCUCAGAAUGUUUUGAGAUUUUGCACACAUCAGAAGAUUACAUCCCUUUUUCUUUUUUCUUAGUUGUUCCAGGCUUGAGGGAGAGCACUUGGUCUAGUUAGUGCCAGUUCACUGCCAUCAGUAGCGAUGGCGAGACCGAACAUCUGCACUGGCUGCUUUAGCUGGUAAAUCAUCUACCAAAGCCUUCACAGUCUGCGUUCCUAUUUUGCGGAUAAAAUAUCGUUACGUUCGGCAGCGAUCACUUUCACAGAGAUGUCUCGCGGCUCUUUGAAUAAAUGUUUAUUGAAGGAAGGUUUGUGGAGUAAGAAUGGGAUGCAGCCAUAGGAUCUUUGCAAUCCUGCCUGUUUUUUAUCCCAUAUAUAUAUAUAUAUAUAUAUAUACAUAUACAUAUAUAAAUAGAGAUAUAUAGAUAUAUAUUAAAAAGAUCUCCUACUUGAUAGAUUGUUUGGACACCUGAAGGCUCUCUCUCAUCUUGACAAAUUCCCCUGUUGCUUUACUGAGCUCUUGCUUUGACUGAGACUUCAAAAAUGUCUUAAAUUUUUUUUUUUUGUUUUUUGUAUCUCUUUUCACGAGGCACGUCGUUCUCACGUGACUACGCUUUGGCCCCUGUCCCUGAAUCUUAUCAGGGCGGCUCUGCUGAAGGGGGUGUCGUUAUUAGUUUGAGAGCGAUUGCCUGAUGUCGCUUCCUCAAUCAACCAACCAACCAACAAUCAAUAUCUAGGAACGGCCGAAAGAUUAGAUAUGGGCCCAGUUGUAUCACAGUCACGUUUACACUGUCCACAGUAUCAUGCUCUACCUGUGCCACGUUUUUUUGUGUGUGCGAGUGUGUGUUGCGUGUAUGUGUUUGUUUUUUGUUAAAUUAGUAUUAAGUUUUCAAUCAGCAUUCCAGUUUCACGUUGACUUCCCGGCAUCAGUGAGUAGAAAACGUUUGUUCCCCCACAGCGACCUGCCUAAGAAAACCGCCUCUCUAUAGUACCUCACGGCCAGAAGUUCCUCAGUCUGGCCGUUGACUGUUGAUCAUUUUGUCAUAUCUUUGUCCUGGAGACAAUGUCUGGUGUCCACCAAAGUCAUCACCACUAUCCAAGCUAAGACCAAACGUGGUGCAGGUUCUGGCUGCUGGCGACUGGCCUAUUCUUGUGGAACCGCAGUGGUCACUAUGAGCGUGCAGGAGCACUCCCCAUGGAAAGCCCUCAGCCAGUAGUAAGGAAUCCCCACCGUUGGGUUCAGGCAAACCCUGCUCAGUAACCAAAAUCGAAGCAAUAGUCCUGGCUUGUUUGUAUUUCCCAUGUUACAGAUUUAAUGUUACAGAUUUAAUGUAUACAACAGCUGCAGUCUGUAUGAAGAACCUUGACUCAGACCUUCCCUGCUCGUUCCAUACUGAUGCACCAUGUUAUUUUUACUGUCUUGAGUUCUGUAUUUUUUUUCUAACCAAUAUUUUAACAGUUACUAUGUAGGUUUUCAGUCUCGUAGGUCAUGUAGUUGACCUUUCGAAGCGGCGCGUUUGUUUUCAUAAGAUGGAUCUCGGUGGUGAUACGGACGUCCGUUUUCACCGCUGGUGUUGUAGAUCCCAGUUAUCUAAGCACACCUCCUAGAGAGGCUUGAUUUCACUUCUGUGCAGGGGUUUUAGUCCUCUUUUCCUUGCUUUUUCUAAUACUUUUGUACAGUGUAGGUUUCUUUCUCUGUCCUUGGCAAUAUUACUCUUGAGUGAUUUUCUCAGAACUGUCUUGUAAUUGCACAUAAAGAAGUUCAUAGUUGAUUCACACUGACCUUUUAAUUGGAAUCAGAUAUUUACGUUAGUUUUUUUUAAUGAAGGGAAAACUUUGUGUAGUUUCAA